AACAAGGUCCCCACAGCAAAGAAAAGGGAAUAGGAUAAAGAGAUACGUGGCUGCUGGCAGAGCAAGCAUGAGUUCGAUGGCUUCAGCAGUUCCGGUGGCCAAUUCUGUGUUGGUGUUGGGACCCCACAAUGGUUACCCUGUGACCCCAGGAAUUAUGUCUCAGGUGCCCCUGUAUCCAAACAACCAGCCGCAAGUCCACCUAGUUCCUGGGAACUCACCUAGUUUCGUGUCGAAUGUGAACGGGCAGCCUGUGCAGAAAGCUUUGAAAGAAGGCAAAACCUUGGGGGCCAUCCAGAUCAUCAUUGGCCUGGCUCACAUCGGCCUCGGCUCCAUCAUGGCGACGGUUCUCGUAGGGGAAUACCUGUCUAUUUCAUUCUACGGAGGCUUUCCCUUCUGGGGAGGCUUGUGGUUUAUCAUUUCAGGAUCUCUCUCCGUGGCAGCAGAAAAUCAGCCAUAUUCUUAUUGCCUGCUGUCUGGCAGUUUGGGCUUGAACAUCGUCAGUGCAAUCUGCUCUGCAGUUGGAGUCAUACUCUUCAUCACAGAUCUAAGUAUUCCCCACCCAUAUGCCUACCCCAACUAUUAUACUUACGCCUGGGGUGUGAACCCUGGAAUGGCGAUUUCUGGCGUGCUGCUGGUCUUCUGCCUCCUGGAGUUUGGCAUCGCAUGUGCAUCUUCCCACUUUGGCUGCCAGCUGGUCUGCUGUCAAUCAAGCAAUGUGAGUGUCAUCUAUCCAAACAUCUAUGCAGCAAACCCAGUGAUCACCCCAGAACCAGUGACCUCACCACCAAGUUAUUCCAGUGAGAUCCAAGCAAAUAAGUAAAGCUACAGAUUCUGGAAGCAUCUUUCACUGGGACCAAAAGAAGUCAUCCUCCCUUUCUGGGCUUCCAUAACCCAGGUCGUUCCUGUUCUGACAGCUGAGGAAACAUCUCUCCCACUGUUUGUACUCUCACCUUCAUUCUUCAAUUCAGUCUAGGAAAUCAUGCUGUUCCUCUAUCAAGAAGAAGACAGAGAUUUUAAAUGGGUGUUAACGAAGAGGGACUCCCUAGGGCACAUGCAUCUGCGUGUAUGUGGGCAUCCAGCCUGGGGCCUUGGCACACACACAUCCAUGUGCUCUGCUGCAUGUGAGCUUGUGGGUUAGAGGAACAAAUAUCUGGACACUCAAUCUUCACUCUUUCAAUUGUGCAUUCAUUUAAUAAAUAGAUACUGA
Molecule: messenger RNA, 1207 nt
Organism: Pongo pygmaeus (Bornean orangutan)
Lineage: Eukaryota; Metazoa; Chordata; Mammalia; Primates; Hominidae
Gene: MS4A8
Product: membrane spanning 4-domains A8
Exons: 7
Coding region: 68-820 (250 amino acids)
Biological process (GO): cell surface receptor signaling pathway
Cellular component (GO): plasma membrane
Source: RefSeq, a predicted model, not a curated record